CCUGGUAUCGGAUCCUCACAUAAACCUCCGGCCCAAAAAAUAAAGCCGCCACUAAAAUCCCGCCCCUGUUUCUGCCUACCGGAAACUGCAUCGCUCGUGUUGACCGCGACGCCGUCGCUUUCCCCGUAACGAGUCGUCAACACAUUUCCGAUAUUUUACCACCCGCUCCGUCACUCGCGGGCACAAUCAUUGCGGAAUAUAAAUACCCCUCCACACGCUCCAAUUUACCAUAUCAACCCCAAUCUCCUUCCCUCUUUCCUCUGUUCGUACACUCUGAUAUUUUUUCUGCUUCCUUCGAAUUACAUACGUUUUCCGUCAGAGAAUAAAAAGAUAAAAAAAAUUUACAAAUGGGCGAUUCGAAUCCGCCCGGAAACGUGCAGAUAAAGGUGGUCAAGGGCGACUUCGGCUACAUGCUCGAAGACGUCCCCCAUCUCUCCGAUUACUUGUCCGAUCUUCCUACUUAUCCCAAUCCGUUGCGAUUCAAUCCUGCUUAUUCAGUUGUAAAACAGUAUUUUGUUAACGUGGAUGACACCGUUGCUCAAAAGAUUGUUGUUCACACGGAUAGUCCGAGAGGGACACACUUCCGGCGAGCAGGACCACGCCAGAAGGUUUAUUUCAACCCGGCUGAAGUUCAUGCUUGUAUUGUAACAUGUGGUGGUUUGUGCCCGGGGCUCAACACGGUGAUCAGGGAAAUUGUGUGUGGACUUUAUCACAUGUAUGGUGUCUCGAAAGUACUUGGGAUAGACGGAGGAUACAAGGGUUUCUAUGCCCGAAACACCAUUACCUUGACACCCAAGGUUGUCAAUGACAUCCACAAGCGUGGCGGUACCAUCAUUGGUACGUCACGAGGAGGACAUGAUACUGCAAAGAUAGUUGACAGCAUUCAGGAUCGUGGAAUUAAUCAUGUUUACAUAAUUGGAGGUGAUGGAACUCAAAAAGGAGCAGCUGUCAUAUAUGAGGAAAUUAGGCGGCGUGGCCUCAAAGUUUCUGUUGCAGGAAUUCCAAAAACCAUAGACAAUGACAUUCCGGUUAUAGACAGAUCUUUUGGCUUUGAUACUGCAGUUGAGGAGGCUCAACGUGCCAUUAAUGCAGCUCAUGUUGAAGCUGAAAGUAUUGAGAACGGUAUUGGUGUUGUGAAGCUAAUGGGACGCUACAGUGGUUUCAUAGCUAUGUAUGCUACACUUGCCAGUCGAGAUGUCGACUGUUGUUUGAUUCCAGAGUCCCCCUUCUAUCUUGAAGGAAAAGGUGGACUUUUUGAGUACAUUGAAAAACGACUCAAAGAAAAUGGACAUAUGGUUAUUGUGAUAGCUGAGGGUGCAGGACAAGAUCUUCUGUCAGAGAGCUUGCAAUCUAUGAACCAGCAGGAUGCUUCAGGAAACAAGCUACUUCAAGAUGUUGGGUUAUGGAUUUCUGAGAGGAUAAAGAGUCACUUUGGAAGGCAGCAAAAGCUCGCCAUUAAUCUUAAGUAUAUAGAUCCUACGUACAUGAUCCGGGCUAUUCCAAGCAAUGCAGCCGACAAUGUCUACUGCACACUCCUUGCUCAAAGUGCGGUUCAUGGAGCAAUGGCAGGGUACACAGGCUUUGUAUGUGGGCCUGUCAAUGGAAGGCAUUCUUAUAUUCCUUUCAAUCAUAUUACAGAGAAGCAGAACAAGGUUGUGAUUACUGACAGGAUGUGGGCACGACUCCUUUCUUCAACCAACCAGCCGAGCUUCUUGAACCCCAAAGAUGUCACCGAAAUCCAAGAAGAUGAAGAUCCUCCAACUCAGAUGUUGGAUGGGGAAAACUGUAAAGAUAGCAAGUUCGCAACAAAAGACAUCCCCAGCAUGUCAUGAAAACACACGUGGCUCUUCCCUUUACCAUCCCCAGAUUUCGGAUGAUGGAAGCUCAAAUUUUGACUUCUAAUAUAUAUCGAGCACUGAUUGUUUGCUUGUAUCUGAAAGUUUUCAAUUAAACAAGUUGUACGAAAAAAAACGAUGUAUCGGUUGGUUUCUGUUUCCACGAUUUGCGUCUAUCAGAACUUCAUUUUGCUA
Pyrus x bretschneideri (Chinese white pear) is the source of this 2030-nucleotide messenger RNA. RefSeq names its product ATP-dependent 6-phosphofructokinase 6-like. Gene Ontology annotation, biological process: glycolytic process; fructose 6-phosphate metabolic process. Lineage: Eukaryota; Viridiplantae; Streptophyta; Magnoliopsida; Rosales; Rosaceae. Gene Ontology annotation, molecular function: ATP binding; 6-phosphofructokinase activity. The transcript is spliced from 13 exons. Bases 348 to 1832 code for a protein of 494 amino acids. The record is from RefSeq and is a predicted model, not a curated record. Gene Ontology annotation, cellular component: cytoplasm.